Gallus gallus (chicken) is the source of this 1757-nucleotide messenger RNA. RefSeq names its product translation initiation factor IF-2-like. The transcript is spliced from 2 exons. The coding region runs from base 1 to 1200 and encodes 399 amino acids. NCBI's taxonomy places the organism in Eukaryota, Metazoa, Chordata, Aves, Galliformes, Phasianidae. The record is from RefSeq and is a predicted model, not a curated record.
AUGACCCCCUACUCCGGCCAGGCCCCGCCCCGCGGAGGACCGAGGGCGCGGCGACGGCCGACGGCCGCCGGCGGGCUCGGGAGGGAGGAGGGCCGGCGGGGCGCGCCGCGCGCCCCGCCCGGCUCCUCUCUUCCAUCCCGGCGUCCACGCCGGCGGGCAGAAGACCGCCCCCGGCCCCGAGACCUCGCGGCCCCGCGGGGGUGCCUCCCCCGCCCGCCCCGCUCGGCGGGGCGGGACGGGGCGCCGAGGGGAGACCCGGCACCCGCCAGCCGGCCCCGGCGCCCUCGGGGGAGCGUCCGCCCGCGGGGGCGCGCCCGACGUCCGCCGCCACCACCUCGCGUUCCUCCCGGGGCCGGGGUUUCCCUCGGCAACCCGGCGCCGGGCGGCAGCUGCACCCGGGAGGAGCCGCGAGGCUCGGACCGCCCGCGCGGGACCGAAGCCGCCCGGGGCACCUCGCGCCUGCCGCGCGUACGCGGCGCGCGCGUCCCUCCGGCGCUCGCCCGGAGUCGGGCCGGCUCCGCAGCCGCCCGCGACCCGGCCCCGUCCCCGCGACGGGCGGGCGAAGGGGGUGGGGGGGUGAGGCCGGGGGAAGCGGCCGACUUCCCGCGCCCCGCGCUCGGACCCGCCCCCGCCGCCUCCCCCGCGCGCGGCCGCCCGCGCGGCUUCCCUCGAGCGGACUCGGGGUGCCGGCGUCGACAGCGGCGGGGGCCGGUGGCGAGUUUCCGGCCGAGCGACGAAGCGGGGAGCCGUCCUUCCACCCUCCGCACCGCCGCCACCUCCCGACCCCGACCCCGCGGUCGGAGCGGGACUCGGCCGCGGGACGCUCCGGAGCGCGGCGACCCGGGCGAGGCCCGCGGGACGCGCGCGCGCGGGCGCGCGCCGGCGAGGCGACCGGACGGACCGGACCCGCGGCGUGCGGACCGACGGCGGACCGGCGCCGGGGGGGGAGAGAGACGCGCCGGAGCGCGCGCCCCACACGCGCCUCCCCCCCGGAGCUGCGCUCCGCGCCCUCGUCUCCCUUCUCUCUCGCCGGCAGGCGCGCGGAGCGACUUGCGGUGUUUUUUUUUCUUUCCCCGUUUCGACCGGGGGAGAGGAGCCGCGCUCCGCGCGGAGCGGGCUCGGGGAAGGGAAGGAAGGCUGCGCGCCCCCGCGCGCGCUCGUGCCACGGCUCGGCCGGACGCCCGGCCUCGGCCCCGGUAAUGAUCCUUCCGCAGGUUCACCUACGGAAACCUUGUUACGACUUUUACUUCCUCUAGAUAGUCAAGUUCGACCGUCUUCUCGACGCUCCGGCAGGGCCGUGGCCGACCCCGCCGGGGCCGAUCCGAGGACCUCACUAAACCAUCCAAUCGGUAGUAGCGACGGGCGGUGUGUACAAAGGGCAGGGACUUAAUCAACGCGAGCUUAUGACCCGCACUUACUGGGAAUUCCUCGUUCAUGGGGAAUAAUUGCAAUCCCCGAUCCCCAUCACGAAUGGGGUUCAACGGGUUACCCGCGCCUGCCGGCGUAGGGUAGACACAAGCUGAGCCAGUCAGUGUAGCGCGCGUGCAGCCCCGGACAUCUAAGGGCAUCACAGACCUGUUAUUGCUCAAUCUCGGGUGGCUGAACGCCACUUGUCCCUCUAAGAAGUUGGACGCCGACCGCUCGGGGGUCGCGUAACUAGUUAGCAUGCCAGAGUCUCGUUCGUUAUCGGAAUUAACCAGACAAAUCGCUCCACCAACUAAGAACGGCCAUGCACCACCACCCACGGAAUCGAGAAA